AAAAUCACACAGAAAACAAAAGCCGCUUGCUCUGCUAACGCUCUCUCGCUCUGCCAUCUCUGUCGCUCAUUUCCUUUCCCAGCUUACUCACAAACAAACUUUACUCCCUUCUCAACACACCACACCACACCACUCUCCCUCGGAACGCUAUAUAAACCCCCCUCGCUUUCUGCUCCCAUUUUUCUCACCACCAGUUUCCGAUCUCCAUCUCCUCCCCAAAUCUCUCUCUCUCUCUCUCUCUCUCUCUCUCUGUCUCUGUGCGCAAACCCUAAACCCUAGAAAUUGAAGAUCAUUUGGUCACUAUGCUGAAGUUUUCGUCAACGACGACGAACCAGAUUCGCUUCCUUCUCCAGAGCAUCGACGAAUCAAACGCCGACUCUGUUCUUCGCGAGCUCCGACAGUUUGUUGAAUAUGGAAUUGAGGGAAGCAUUAUGCUUCUCCAGACGUGCAUAGAUCACUUGAAAUUUUACAACACAGACUCGAAGAACAUGCAGCUGGAAUUGGCUGUUGCAUCAAUAUUUAAAUUCCUCUUGGGCAAACCAAAUUUCAGCACAGUGUUUUGUGAGUCGCUAAGAAAUACAGAGAUCAAUGAGGGAACUCUGGAGAAUUUCUCUAAUGUAUUACACCUGUCUGUAUCGGAAAAAAUUGGUAUUGGUCUAGCUUUAUCAGAUUCUGAAAAUCUUGAUACCAGGAAUUGUGGCCAAAGUUUUUGUAUGGCUCAGAUGAAGGAAUUGUGCACCAAUCCUGUUUCGGUUGGCGGUACUGAUCAAAUAAAGAAUAUUGUUAUGCUCCUCCAGCGGUCUGAGGGCCUUUCCAAGCACAUGGAUUCCUUUAUGCAAAUGUUAUCUCUUGUGCAGUUUAAUGAUGUCACCCCAUUUGUUUUAACUCCAUUACUUUCAGAUGAACUACGUGAGGCUGAUUUUCUGAGGAAUAUGAAUCUGUUCAAUGACUGCGGAGAAGAUGAUUUUGAUUCUAUUUUAGCAGAAAUGGAGAAAGAAAUGAGCAUGGGAGAUAUUAUGAAGGAACUAGGUUAUGGUUGCACAGUUAAUGCAUCGCAGUGCAAAGAGAUUUUAUCUCUUUUCUUACCACUGUCUGAGGUUACCCUUUCUAAAAUACUUGGCACAAUUGCCUGUACCCAAGCUGGUCUUGAGGACAAUCAGAACACCUUUUCAACAUUUAGUUUGGCUGUUGGCUGCAGUACUUUGUCUGAUCUGCCUUUGUUGAACUCCUGGAAUAUUGAUGUUCUUAUUGAUACAAUCAAGGAACUUGCUCCUGCUACCAACUGGAUUCGAGUUAUUGAAAAUAUGGACCAUGAGGGGUUCUACAUUCCUAAUCACGAGGCGUUCUCUUUUUUCAUGUCUGUAUAUAGACGUGCAUGCCAGGAGCCAUUCCCUCUCCAUGCCAUUUGUGGGUCUGUUUGGAAGAAUACUGAGGGUCAGCUAUCUUUUCUUAAAUAUGCUGUAUCAGCACCACCAGAAGUAUUUACGUUUGCCCAUUCUGUAAGGCAGCUGGCCUAUAUCGAUGCAGUGAAUGGACAUACGCUUCCAAUUGGACAUGCUAAUCAUGCAUGGUUGUGUCUUGACCUUUUGAAUGUAUUGUGUCAACUAGCUGAGAGGGGUCAUGCCACUUCUGUUCGCUCAAUGCUUGCUUAUCCUAUUAAACACUGUCCUGAAGUCUUACUUCUUGGGAUGGCAUGCUUUAAUACUGCAUAUAACCUCCUCCAGCAUGAAGUCUUGUUUACUGUUUUUCCCAAUAUAGUUAAAAAUGGCAUGGGUAAUGGAAUGAUUCAUCACCUCUGGUGUGUCAACCCUAAUUUUGUGUUGCGGGGAUUUGUAGAUUCUGUCAGCUGUGAUCCAGACAGUAUGACUAGAAUAUUGGAUGUCUGCCAGGAGCUAAAGAUUAUAUCAUUAGUAUUGGACGCGAUUCCUUCUCCUUAUGCCAUCAGAUUGGCAGCUCUUGCUUCACGGAAAGAACUUGUAGACCUUGAGAAGUGGCUAAUUCAUAAUUUAAAUACAUAUAAAGAUAUUUUCUUUGAGGAAUGCCUCAAGUUCAUAAAUGGAUCCCAGGAUUUUUCCACCAAAACGUUCCAUGAUUCUGGUGCUGUCUCGAAUCUUUAUUUGGAGACUAGUUCUACCUUUAUGAAGGUCCUUAAAGCUCACGCUGGCUUGAUUACCUCCAGCCAGCUUGCUGAGGAAAUGGAAAAGCUGCAUGCACCAGUUAUGGAUCCUAAUCCCAGGUUGCAGAAUGGUGGGGCUACUGAUUCUUCGACAUCUGAUGGAUUUUCAGAUGAUGUUGAGGCUGAAGCAAACUCUUAUUUCCAGCAAAUGUUUUCUGGCCAGUUGACCAUUGAUGCAAUGGUCCAAAUGCUUGCUCAAUUCAAGGAAUCUUCUGUGAAAAGGGAACAAUUAAUUUUUGAGUGCAUGAUUGCAAAUCUGUUUGAGGAGUAUCGAUUCUUCCCCAAGUAUCCGGAAAGGCAGCUCAAAAUUGCUGCGGUUCUGUUUGGUUCUGUGAUCAAGCACCAGCUUGUAAGUCAUCUCACACUGGGGAUUGCUCUGCGUGGUGUGUUAGAUGCACUACGCAAACCUGCAGAUUCAAAAAUGUUUGUGUUUGGGAAUCUAGCUCUGGAGCAGUUUGUGGAUCGUCUGAUUGAGUGGCCACAGUAUUGUAAUCAUAUCUUACAGAUAUCUCAUCUGCGUGGUAUUCAUUCAGAACUUGUUGCUUUCAUCGAACAGGCUCUUGCCAGGAUUUCAUCAGGCCAUUCAGACACAGAUGGAGGCGGCCAUGGUUCUGUUGUUAAUCACCAUGGUUCCACUCAGUCUUCCUCAGGGAAUUUGGAGUUAAAUGGCUCUAGCAUCAUACAGGCUGGGCAGCAGCUUUCAUCUCCAAUACAAAUUCAACUAAGACAUGAAAGUCUUGAGGAUCGCCAUAAAACUGUUGCAGUGUCAUCUAAUGAUGUGAAACCACUCUUACCUUCUGUAGGGCAAUCUUCAGCUAUUCAUUCAGCUGAUGCCUCCAGUAUUCAGAAGUUGCAGCCACAGAUUGCUGUCAGUGCUCCAGCAUUGCUGUCUUCUUCCCCUGGUUUUGUCCGUCCUUCUCGAUCAGUUACAUCUGCCAGGUUUGGGUCUGCACUGAACAUUGAAACACUUGUUGCUGCAGCUGAGAAAAGAGAAACUCCGAUAGAGGCUCCAGCAUCAGAGAUUCAAGACAAAAUAUCUUUUAUUAUUAAUAACAUUUCAGUUACUAAUAUCGAAGCUAAAGCAAAAGAAUUAACUGAAAUUUUGAAAGAGCAGUACUACCCCUGGUUUGCACAAUAUAUGGUUAUGAAAAGAGCAAGUAUCGAGCCAAAUUUUCAUGACUUGUAUUUGAAGUUUCUCGACAAGAUCAAUUCAAAGGCUUUGAAUAAAGAGAUUGUUCAAGCCACUUAUGAGAACUGCAAGGUUCUUUUAGGAUCAGAGCUUAUAAAGUCUAGUUCGGAAGAGCGUUCGUUGCUGAAAAACUUAGGUAGUUGGCUUGGGAAGUUAACAAUUGGGAGGAAUCAAGUCUUAAGGGCUCGUGAAAUAGAUCCUAAAUCUUUGAUUAUAGAGGCAUAUGAGAAGGGAUUGAUGAUUGCAGUAAUUCCGUUUACUUCUAAGGUUCUGGAACCCUGCCAAAGCAGUCUUGCAUACCAACCCCCCAAUCCCUGGACCAUGGGCAUUCUUGGGUUACUAGCUGAGAUAUAUUCAAUGCCUAACUUAAAAAUGAACCUCAAGUUUGACAUAGAGGUCCUAUUCAAGAAUCUAGGUGUUGAUAUGAAGGAUGUUACACCGACUUCUCUUCUCAAAGAUCGCAAAAGGGAAAUUGAAGGGAAUCCUGAUUUUUCUAAUAAAGAUGUUGGAGCAUCCCAACCACAGUUAGUUUCUGAAAUCAAAUCAGGAAUAGUAUCUCCAGUGAAUCAAGUUGAGCUACCACUUGAGGUUGCUAGUCCUUCUAAUUCUGGUGGCCACACACAUUUACUAUCUCAGUAUGCUUCUCUUCAUCUACCUACCGGUACGUUGAUGGAGGAUGAAAAGCUAUCAGCUUUGGGAUUGGCUGAUCAGCUCCCUUCUGCUCAGGGACUCUUACAAGCCACUCCAUCCCAGUCACCUUUUUCCAUUAGUCAGGUGAUUCCGGCACAAAUACCCAACAUUGGAAAUCAUGUUAUUAUCAACCAGAAGCUCAGUGGUUCGGGCUUACACCUGCAUUUUCAGAGCAUGGUUCCGAUGGCGAUGGAUAGAGCUAUUAAGGAGAUAGUAUCUGGUAUUGUUCAGCGCAGUGUAUCUAUAGCUACUCAAACAACAAAGGAACUUGUUUUAAAGGAUUAUGCCAUGGAAUCAGAUGAGACACGCAUAUUCAAUGCAGCACACUUGAUGGUUGCGAGUCUGGCUGGAAGUCUAGCUCAUGUAACAUGCAAGGAACCCUUACGGGUUGCAUUAUCAAGUCAACUGAGGAGUUCGCUUCAGAAUAGGGGUAUUGCAAAUGAAAUUAUGGAACAAGCUGUACAGCUUGUUACCAAUGACAACCUUGAUCUUGGCUGUGCACUUAUUGAACAGGCUGCCACAGACAAGGCGAUACAAACCAUUGAUGGGGAAAUAGGUCAACAACUUGCUUUGAGAAGGAAGCAUAGAGAGGGUGUUGGUCCCACAUUUUUUGAUGCAAACAUGUAUACACAAGGUUCUAUGGGUGUUGUACCAGAGGCCCUCCGGCCUAAACCUGGUCACCUAUCCCUUUCUCAACAACGAGUUUAUGAGGACUUUGUUCGGCUUCCCUGGCAAAACCAAUCUACCCAGAGUUCACAUGCUAUGCCAUCCGGUCCUGCUACUGCUGGCAGUACAGGUUUGCCUGGUGCGUAUGGCUCAGCAUCUGGACAAUUAAAUCCUGGCUACUCAUCUGGCCCUGGUAGCACAGGAUUUGAAGCAGUCUCUCGGCCACAGGAUGAGUCAACGGAAUCUAAUUCAGCUCUGCAUCUUAGUGCUUCCUCACUUCACAUUGGAGUUGCUGAUGGUGCUAGCCACAUUAGUUCUGAAAAUGAUUCUGCAACUGCUUCGUUUCCUCCAACUACCUCAGCCUCUGACUUACAUUCAGUCGAUUCCUCUGAUGUUGCAAAAGAGUCUGGAGCUUCUUCACAGUCAUUACCUUCACAGGUUACCACAGAACGCCUUGGAACUGGCAUAUCAGAACCUUCACUCACCACUAGGGAUGCAUUGGAUAAAUACCAAAUUGUGGCACAGAAGUUGGAAGCUUUGCUAAAUAAUGAUGGUAAAGACGCAGAAGUUCAGGUAGUCAUUGCUGAGGUUCCUGAAAUUAUACUCAGAUGCAUAAGUCGAGAUGAAGCUGCCUUGGCUGUUGCACAAAAGGUUUUUAAAGGUUUAUAUGAGAAUGGGUCAAACAAUAUCCAUAUUGGUGCUCAUCUGGCAAUUCUGACUGCAAUUCGUGAUGUUUGUAAGCUUGUUGUUAAGGAGCUCAGUAGCUGGGUUAUUUACUCAGAUGAGGAGCGGAAGUUCAACAAAGAUAUAACUAUUGGCCUUAUUCGCAGUGAAUUGUUAAACCUUGCAGAGUACAAUGUUCACAUGGCAAAACUUAUUGAUGGGGGCAGGAAUAAAACUGCAACCGAGUUUGCAAUUUCCCUUUUACAAACUUUAGUCGUUGAAGAAUCUAAAGUUAUUUCUGAACUUCACAAUCUUGUUGACGCUUUGGCAAAGGUUGCUCAAAAGCCUGGAUCUCCAGAGUCAUUACAACAGCUGGUUGAGAUCGUGAAGAAUCCUGCUGGUAGUGUGGCUGCUCUAUCUAGUGUAAAUGUCGGAAAGGAGGAUAAGGCGAGACAAUUAAAAGACAAAAAGGCUCCUGGGUACUCUACAGCAAGCAGAGAAGACUAUAAUAAUGCAGAGUCUGUUGAACCAGAUCCGGCUGGUUUUCGUGAGCAGGUCUCUAUGCUGUUUGCGGAUUGGUACCGGAUAUGUGAACUACCUGGUGCAAAUGAUGCAGCCUUUACCAAUUACAUCUCACAGUUGCAUCAGAGUGGACUGCUGAAGGGGGAUGAUAUGACAGAUCGCUUUUUCCGCCUCCUGACAGAGCUUUCUGUCGCACAUUGCCUGUCCUCUGAGGUGAUAAAUUCAGGAACAUUGCAAUCGUCUCAAGUGCAGAACCUGUCCUUCCUUGCAGUUGAUAUCUACGCAAAACUUGUCUUUUCAAUCCUGAAGGGAUCAAAUAAAGUCUUUCUUUUGUCUAAGAUUCUGGCAGUGACAGUAAGAUUCAUCCAGAAAGAUGCAGAGGAAAAGAAAGCUUCUUUUAAUCCGAGACCAUAUUUUAGACUGUUCAUUAACUGGCUGCUGGACCUGGGAUCCCUGGAACCUAUUGUUGAUGGUGCAAACUUUCAGGUUUUGGCAACGUUUGCAAAUGCAUUUCAUGCUUUGCAGCCCCUCAAAGUUCCCUCAUUCAGCUUUGCCUGGCUUGAGUUGGUGAGUCACCGGAGUUUCAUGCCAAAAAUGCUCACUGCAAACGGUCAGAAGGGUUGGCCCUUUAUCCAGCGCUUGCUGGUAGAUUUGUUCCAAUUCAUGGAGCCCUUUUUGAGGAGUGCUGAACUUGGAAUGCCGGUUCAUUUUCUAUAUAAAGGCACACUUAGGGUACUGUUAGUGCUGCUUCAUGAUUUCCCUGAGUUCCUGUGUGAUUACCAUUUUACCUUCUGUGAUGUGAUUCCUCCAAGCUGCAUACAAAUGCGAAACAUUAUCCUUAGUGCAUUUCCUCGUAAUAUGAGGCUGCCUGAUCCAUCAACUCCCAAUUUGAAGAUUGAUUUACUUCCAGAAAGCAGUCAAUCCCCUCGCAUUCUCUCUGAGGUUGAUGCAGCUCUUAAAGCAAAGCAGAUGAAGGCUGAUGUAGAUGAGUAUCUCAAGACUAGGCAACCUGGGUCCUUUCUGACUGAACUCAAGCAGAAGCUCCUCCUUCCACCAAGUGAGGCUGCCUCCGCUGGUACCCGUUACAAUGUACCCUUAAUCAACUCCCUCGUGCUCUAUGUUGGAAUGCAGGCCAUCCAGCAGCUGCAGCCAAAAACUGUCCCAUUGGCUUUGUUCUUGGUUGGUGCUGCCUUGGACAUCUUCCAGACUCUAAUAGGGGACUUAGAUACUGAAGGGCGCUACCUCUUUCUCAAUGCAGUUGCUAACCAAUUGCGCUAUCCAAACACCCAUACACAUUACUUCUCUUUCAUCCUUCUUUACUUGUUUGCCGAAUCAAACCAGGAAAUAAUCCAGGAGCAAAUUACAAGAGUAUUGUUAGAACGCCUGAUUGUUAAUCGACCUCAUCCAUGGGGCCUUCUGAUUAAUUUCAUCGAAUUAAUUAAGAAUCAAAGAUACAACUUUUGGAACCGAGCUUUUAUAAGAUGUGCCCCAGAGAUUGAAAAACUAUUUGAAUCAGUCUCAAGAUCCUGUGGGGGUCCAAAAUCUGUGGAUGAGAGUAUGGUUUCUAGCUGGGUAUCUGACGCUGCCCAUUGAUUCUCCCCAGCAUGCUUGUCAAUUUUUUUGAUAUGUAAUAAUUUUUUAUUGAAAAAUAGGAGAGACCUCGUGUACAUAGGGGCUUGUCAGAGAAUUGUUAUGUAAAUAUAUCCAGUUAAAACAACUAGGUACAUUGUAUAGUGUUCAGGAUUCUUAGAAUUGUAUUUAAUGAAGAGAUUUUGUUAUUGACUUUUA
This is a messenger RNA of Quercus robur (English oak), 7694 nucleotides long. RefSeq lists its product as uncharacterized. The transcript is spliced from 51 exons. The coding region runs from base 303 to 7499 and encodes 2398 amino acids. The record is from RefSeq and is a predicted model, not a curated record. Lineage: Eukaryota; Viridiplantae; Streptophyta; Magnoliopsida; Fagales; Fagaceae. Gene Ontology annotation, cellular component: P-body; CCR4-NOT core complex. Gene Ontology annotation, biological process: nuclear-transcribed mRNA catabolic process, deadenylation-dependent decay. Gene Ontology annotation, molecular function: molecular adaptor activity.